Messenger RNA from Varroa destructor (honeybee mite), 6874 nucleotides. RefSeq names its product Tripeptidyl-peptidase II (gene TppII). Lineage: Eukaryota; Metazoa; Arthropoda; Arachnida; Mesostigmata; Varroidae. Gene Ontology annotation, biological process: proteolysis. The record is from RefSeq and is a predicted model, not a curated record. Gene Ontology annotation, molecular function: tripeptidyl-peptidase activity; serine-type endopeptidase activity. Gene Ontology annotation, cellular component: cytosol.
UAGCUAUUAGUGUGAUUAUUGUGAUCUAUUAAGACACGAACACCGAAAUGUUGUUGAUGUUACUGUCGUGUAUUAUUAGCGAAAAAUACUAAUACGGUACCUUGAGAUGUUGUGUGAAGUCAAUUAUAUGAAAAAAAAAUGCUCGAUUUUUUCUAAUGCCGGAUUAUAUCAACAACGCGAGCUCAGUAUUCGGAACGGAAUAUUUGAAACCGCUUAUGUAUUUAAUUGAUUCGUUACCUCUUAUUUAAGUUGCCAUUUGGUGUACACGUUAUCUGACGUUGAAUUUUGAGUGCUGAGUAAAAGUAGCUGCCAUCGCCUGAAUUUCCCAAAAUCAUUAACUAGUUAUCCAUGAAUUUUAUUAAGCAGUUGAGGGAGUUGAUGCAAUUCUUUCUACCAUGGCCUGAUGUCGUACUGGCUCGCGCAUUCAAGACUGCUUGGUCAUAGUUCCGCAGCAAUCAUGUUUCAUCACCAGUCCUCUUGGUUGAUCCGUUGGUUCUAUUUACUGCGCAAGCUCGCUAUCCAUUCAUCCGCCCGUCCCACAGGCAGCCGCAUCUACUUUUGUCUUGGUCAUCGGCGGUCAUCAUCAUCACUGCCAUCAUUUCGCUAUCGAAAAUUAUCGGCGGCACUAGGCUCGCGUUCGCGAUCAUCGGCGUCAUCAAUAACGAUAACUAAAAAAGUCAUUUCCCGUCAGUGGCCGACGACACCAAGAGCUCCUGUUGAGAUUUCACCUACUCAUUCGGGGCUCCUACAAUCGUCAACGCUAGCUGUCAGGUCGUCUGCUCUCACCAAUGCGUCUAUCCUUUACGAUGUCGACGGUCAUCAUGUUGACAUACAGAGGCGAAGCAAGCGGCAGCUCCAGGACAGAACACAGCUAUCCACAGCAGCCCACACAGCGGGCGUAGCUCUGUUACCCAGAGAGACAGCGUCUACGAUAGCAGACACCCUUAUUAAAAUCGCGACAGGAACAGCAUCAGGGGCUGUAGCAGCAGCACCUGAUAAACUUACCUGUAUCAGAUUACCGCAAACAUCCGUAUCAGUGGUCGAAUAUCGGCCGCAACGUGUUGGCUCGACAGCUGCGGAAGACGGUGCCGUGCAAGAACAACUCAAAACGAGAACGAGUUGCGAUUACAACAGUAGCAGCGCACACGCAGCGAAAACGCGACAUUGUCGAUCCUACCUCUUACAAAAAUCGACAGCGGUGCAGGUGGAUAAUACCAACUGUGGCGGCAACGACGAGCGCAACUUGCUAACCAAAUCGCUUGUUUGGGUGCCGACCUACACAAAAAUAUCAGCAGCGGAGGACGACUUGUUCGGACAGGUAAGCGCAGCUGUAGCGGCAGCAGCGACAGCAGGCGGAAAAGCAACAACUGCAGAGUUUAUCUCACCGCCAGUUAGUAACAGUGCCAAUAGAUCUGUAGUCAUUGGUAACGGUAACGGUUGCGGCAAGCGCAGCGCAAACUGGAGAGGAUUACUACGAGACCCGUUGACAAAAAGGAGUGAGGCUCUAAUUGGCACUGAUAGGUAUCAGAGUGUCGUGUCAUUCGGGUUCUUGAAUUGCCUUAGGCAAUUGUCUACUGUUGGUUCGGAUACUGUACGAACGGCAGGCCGUUCGACUGGUGCGUACAAGGAAUACGAAGUUGUCGACAAGAUCGAAGUUUCCGUCUCCAGCAGCAACGACAAGGACGACAGCAGAGAAAACCGUACUAGCAGCAGGUGCAGCAACAUGCCUAAGCGAACUACGGCACCGGCUGCUGCCGUAGAGUCGGCAUUUCCUGAAGCGGCACUUCUACCCAAACAGGAAACUGGUGCUCAGGCGUUUCUUGCAAAACAUCCGACAUACGAUGGCCGAGGUGUAGUCAUAGCUAUUUUCGACACCGGCGUUGAUCCCCGAGCAGCUGGACUUCAGGUCACGACCGAUGGAAAGCCAAAGGUUAUCCAGAUGUUUAAUUCGUCAGGCGCGGGCGAUGUCGACAUGCGGACACAGGUCACCCCGGAAAACGGCAUCAUCAAAGGAAUUUCAGGACGCUCACUACGUAUCCCGGACUCUUGGAUAAACCCGUCGGGUAAGUACCGGAUCGGUUUAAAGUCUGCAUUCGAGCUCUACCCGAAACAACUAAAGGAGCGUAUGCAAAAAGACUACAAAGAAAAGAACUGGUCAGGCCUUCUCCAACGAACUCUCGCAAAAGUUACCAAGAAGCUGCAACGGCUUGAGACGGAUGCACCGAACGAGAAAAUUUUGAAAGAAGAGUUGGAGGCUCGUGUCGAGGUUCUUACAAAGAUGGACAAAAACUAUAUUGACCUUGGACCCGUCUACGACUGUUUGCUAUGGCAUGAUGGCACUUCAUGGAAGGCUGUACUCGACACUACGGAAGAGGGCGAUCUCGAUAAAUGCGAAGUGGUUGGUCCCUACGCGGAAACCCUUAAAGUGUCCGUACUCCUUGCUGAGGAUAAUUUCAGUUACUCAGUAAACGUCUACGAUGAUGGCGACAUUCUUGAGAUUGUCGUCACCGUGGGUGCUCACGGGACUCAUGUGGCCUCAAUAGCAGCAGCCAACUUCCCAGACAAUCCUGCUAGAAAUGGGGUGGCUCCAGGAGCACAGAUUGUAUCGAUUACCUUGAGCGACAAUCGAAUCGGUACAAUGGAGACAGGAACCUCACUCUACCGUGCUAUGGCCGCCGUCAUGAAGAAUGAUAUAGACGUCAUCAAUAUGAGCUACGGUGAAGUUUCAAAAUGGUGCAAGGGCCGUAUUUGGGAGUAUCUCGAAGAGAUGAUCAACAAGCGGGGCGUUACAAUGAUGGUCUCUGCUAAUAAUAGAGGCCCUGCGUUAUCUACGCUGGGUACGCCUCCUACCCAGAAUGCUGUUGGUGUCGGGGCCGUUGUGACUCCUCAUAUGAUGGAAGCAGAGUAUUCUCUGCGCGAGAAAAGCGCCACAGUGGAGUACAACUGGACAUCACGUGGCCCAGGAAUCGACGGCAGACAGGGCGCCACAAUUUGUGCUCCGGGAGCAGCAAUUACUUCAGUCCCGCCGUAUAUGCUACAAGGCAGUCAGCUAAUGAGUGGCACUUCGAUGGCCUCGCCAAACGCAGCUGGCGUUGCAGCGCUUCUUAUUUCGGCCAUGAAACAAAAUGGCAUUAAGGGGUCGCCAUACAUGUUGAAGCGUGCCCUAGAAAACAGUGCCGUGAAAUUUUCCUCGUACGAUCCGUUCACGCAUGGUCAGGGUCUCGUUCAGGUAGAGCGUGCAUGGGAUUGGAUCUUGUCAGUAAAGAACGAAAAGGAAAAUCUGUUGAGAUUCGAAUUGAAGGCGGACGCCAACAUGCGAGGCAUCUAUUUAAGGGAACUCUAUGAGACAUCGUCGCCCCAAAUUAAAAGUAUUCGAGUCCAACCCGUGUUCGUGAAUGAGAAGCAAGUGCCUCAUAAGCUCAAAACUUCGUACGACCAGAAUUUUACUCUAUCAUGCGACGCAUCUUGGGUUCAGAUACCGACAGUGUUAAAUAUGAUGUACCAGGAGCGAAUGAUUUCGAUUAAAGUCGAUCCGACAGGCUUGGAGGAGAACCAAGCCCAUUUCACGCAGAUUGAGGCCUUUGAAUCCGGAAAGCCUGACAAGGGACCCGUGUUUCGUAUUCCAGUCACAGUAAUCAAGCCUCAAAAGCUUCCUACAAAUACGAAUAUGUUUACCGAUAAAGUUGUUCUCCGACCAGGCAUGUCCAAUCGGUGUUUUCUUGUUGUGCCUUCUGGCGCUACGUGGGCUCUCAUCAAGCUGAAGUCACUCGAUGCAGUCAAUCCUGGCCAAGUAUCCUUGCACACCGUACAGUUGGAACCGGAUGCCUCGUUCCUUGACAACAGUACAAAUAAGAUGCCCUACCUACAACCGUUAGGCGAAAUGUCGUGCGCUAUCCCAGUAAUACCUAAUAGGACACUGGAGAUCUGUCUAAACAAAUGGUGGACGUCAUUUGGCGAAAUGCAACUUGCGUGGAGUAUCCAGUUUUUUGGAUUGACUCCGAACAUGACCAACCUUUACAUGGCAUCAGGGGAAGGGCUACGCCGAAUCGACGUGUGUGCUUCACUUGGUCCCGAGGAGGUAAACCCUUCGAUUAGUCUGAAACAGCACGUCAUCGUUCUGAAACCGUCGAAGAGCAAGAUUUCUCCCGGAGAUUCCCGUGAUACGAUUCCUGAAGGUCGAAUUGUGUAUGCUGCGACACUAACCUACGUCCUUAACUUGGUAAAAGGCGGAGAGGCGAUCAUCGGCACUCCCCUGUUGCACAAUUACCUCUACGAAAGCGAAUUCUGCUCACAGUUGUGGAUGCUCUAUGAUCAAAAUAAGCAACUCAUAGCAUCCGGAGACGCGUUUCCUGACCGGUACGCUGUCAAACUAGAGAAGGGCGAGUACGUAAUCUUAACACAAAUUCGUCACGAAGAUCGCACACUUCUUGAGAAGGUCACCCAGGAUCUUUCGCUCCAAGUAAUAAUGAAAUUGGGGUCGACUAUCAACCUAGACGUGUAUUGUUUCGCCGCCCAGGGUAUGAUUCAGGGCAAAAAGGCGUCGGCGAUAACAUUGCCUGCAGGGCAUGUUAAGCCAUAUUACAUCGGACACGUUCCCAGUGACAAACUGCCAAAGGGUGCAGCGUCAGGACACUAUCUACAAGGUACUCUAACCUUAACAACAGACGAACAGGGGAAGUCAGCAGCUACCUUCCCGUUCCGUUAUUUCCUAAACGAGCUCUCAAGUAAAAAGAAGGCCGGCGAUAAGGACAAAGGUGACAAGGACGGUAACGGACAAGCGGCCAAAGAUGCCUUGAAGGACAAGGAUAAUGGAAGUUCUCCGAAAGAGUCUCCGAAAGAGUUUAACAGAGACUAUACCAGUCAUAAUGGCCAGUCGGGUAAGGAAAAAGAAAAGAAGACCACAGAUGAAGAGUUCGAAGAGGCCGCGUGCGAUUUCUGUGCCACACAUUUAGUCCGAACUGGCGGUGCCGCUGUGGACGCGAUGUACCAAGAUCUCAUUAAGAGGAAUCCCCAAGCGAACCAGAUGAUACUUGCUAAGAUUCACUUUUUAGCCAAGAAGGAUAAGGAGCAUGAGGACAAGGACGAGAUGUCGAAACGCGAGGAGGUUAAUAAGCAAAUAAUUGGUUGUGCUGAACAAGUGUUGGUCAAUAUAAAUCCAGAGAAGUUGCUUCUGAGUUUCGGUUGCCGGCAAGACAAGAGCGAUCUGGCCACUUGCAAACAGCUGGAAAAACAGAAGCAGCUUGUUGUGGAUGUGCUGACGAAAAAAGGUGAGGCACUGUGCAAUCUGCUAACUCUCAAGCAGACUCAAUCCCCGUCGUCUGCUCCAGACGAUGCGCUUCGCGCGAAAGUCGAUGAGGUCUACACGGAAUUGCAACGAUGGGUCGAUCCAUUGAAUGAUGUGAAGACAGCAUCAUUUAUUGAGCGAUACCUCAACAUCACGGACCAGCCCGGAAAAUUGAUUCGGCUUCUAAUGCGAAUACAAGAGGAUAAGGCGACGAUUGAGACAGAAAAUAAAUUGCUCGAGGCCUAUAAAAAGCUUAAUUGGCAGCACUGCAUCAAACUGUCGCAGCGCCGUCGGCUCAACAAAUUUUCACCGAUCUAUCGGCCUUUCUAGGUUCCCUUGAAGGUAUAUAAGAAUUUUGUUUGGCUGCCAGUGACCUAACGGACCGGCCUUCACACUAUAUGGAACACGGCUGAUGUCGUCGAAACAUUACUCAACCAAUCAGUUGGCACUGAUCAAAGCCAGACCCUUUUGGCUGGCCACGGAUGGUGGUAUGCAUGAUGAUUGUUAUGACAGUUUGAUUUUUCAUGCGUUUUUUUGUCGUGUCAUAAUGGCACCGGUGAUGUUCCAUCAUGAGUCGUAUAUGCUACAUGUAUAACUUGACUGCUGAAAAAUCGUUGGAGAUUGAAGCACGUAUUCAUAAAAUAUGAGAAAAAAGAGGAGAGGCAUUAGAGCUUAUUUCGCAGUGAGCAGGUUUGUAAAUUGAGAAAAAACCUGUAACAUCUGUGCGACGAACGCCUACAGACGAAAAAUAAAGACGCAUUGUGCCAAUGAGUCAUUUUUCGUGUACAACAUGGUAUUGACGACAGUUUGAAAAGCGUAUGGAAAGCCUAAAAAAACCGUGGCGGGGAUGGAAGGGUGUCGGAUCAGGGGUGUUACUGUCGGGAUAAUGAAUGCAAUUAAAGAUCAAUGGAACUGUGUAUUUCUUAGGCUGAAGGGAACUGGCGUAUUUGGGCUCGUUAUAUUGAAAAAUGUAUGCUAGAGAAAAAGCAAAUUUGAUAACAUGUAAACGUUUAGAGAAAGUGCUUCGAGGGGAAAUUAUAUAGAAUAUGAGCACAAUUGCUCAAAUAGUUCUGUUAAGGAUUUAUGUGUCACCGUAAAACUGAAGGCGAUGAGCACAAUAGCUUGUCGAAUUCUAAGUAAUUCUCUGGUUCGAUCGAUGUCCGCAAGGAGAGCUUAAAGUAGGAAUUAAAUAAAGCAGAAAAAGUGCAAAUGCAACCAAUAAUAUAUCAAAAUGCGAACACAACUUUUGUAUAACAUUGAAUGCACUAUAAGUAUACUGUCCGAAAAAUCAAUUUAACAGCCCCUUAGACUAUUAAUUAAUUCUAGACCACAGAAUGACGAAAAAAAUGAUUUACGAAUGUAGUAAUUUAGACACCAAUAAUGGGCUGUGAAAGAACUGUCGCAGCUCAUUCAUACAGAGGAAAGUUUACAUCAAACAAAAUUUAACUGGGUGAUUUCAAGGUAACUCGCGCUAAUAAAUAUUAAAAUCAAUAUAGAUUUAUUAAAUGCCAUAUAUACAUACACAGACCAUCUAUGCAAUGCAAGUCUGUUAUAUAAAUAAAUAAACUCAAUAAACAGAAGGCUAUUAUC